Messenger RNA from Nyctereutes procyonoides (raccoon dog), 4046 nucleotides. It is a transcript of the gene PKNOX1, whose product is annotated as PBX/knotted 1 homeobox 1. Gene Ontology annotation, molecular function: DNA-binding transcription factor activity, RNA polymerase II-specific; RNA polymerase II cis-regulatory region sequence-specific DNA binding. Bases 1266 to 2576 code for a protein of 436 amino acids. Gene Ontology annotation, biological process: angiogenesis; regulation of transcription by RNA polymerase II. The record is from RefSeq and is a predicted model, not a curated record. NCBI's taxonomy places the organism in Eukaryota, Metazoa, Chordata, Mammalia, Carnivora, Canidae. The transcript has 12 exons.
GAUUGGGAGGGUGGCGGGUGGGCGAGAGCCCCCCCGUGCCCCCGGGUGCUGGGCGUGCUGGGCGUGCAGGCCACGUGGGCUCGCGGGUGGGAGGAGCGCUGGCCUCCCCAGCCCCCAGCGCAGGGCCGGAGCCGCACAGUGCUCUGCUCCUACCAGCGGGACACGGGCGCUUCCCUUGCCGGAGAUUUGUUUAUUGUCCCAAUUGUGUUUAUUUAUUAAUGAGAAGCACAGAGAGGUAGAGAGAGAGAGAGGCAGAGACACAGGCAAGAAGGAGGAGCGGGCUCCACGCAGGGGGCCGGACGUGGGACUCGAUCCCGGCACCCCGGGGUGACGCCCUGGGCUGAAGGCGGCGCUACACCGCGGAGACCCCCCGGGCUGCCCUGUCAGAGGUUUAAAAGCGGGAGUUAGAAUCGGUGACAGAGGUGCAUGAAACGUGACUUGAAAGCUUAGCCUCCCGUGCGGAGGAUUUAAGUGUCAACAGGCUGCUUGCGUGCAGACGCAUUUUGUUGGGUUCCCGCCCCCUGGUCUCCAUGCAUUUACGCUUGUGUGUCCGCGUGUUACGACUCGAGCGAGGUACUGCGGGGGAGCGCUGGGAAGGUGCUGGUGUGGACGGCGACAUUCUAGCUGUGACUUUCACUUUUGUUGCAAAUUGUUAACGCGCUGGAAACUGUUUCGGAGAAAGGCUGAAACCCUGGGGUGAGGUUAAAGGCUGUGCCUCCUGGGGCUUUUCCCCUGGCCUCCGGGCUCCUCACAGAAACACUGUAGAGAAAAUAGGAUGGAGGAGAGAGGCCUUAUAUUAUGUUGAAAUACAGUCACCAAAAUAUUGAAGCAAAUCUAUGCCCAGGAUGCUCAGGCGCCCUCUGUUAGGUCACUUACGGCAGGUGAAGUCCCGGCUUCAGCGAUUCCUUGUGGAGCAGUGACCAGCAAAACUGAUAGUUGGAGGUGUCUGUGGCAGCUCUAGUGCUUUGUGAAAAUCUCUGUGGUCUGUGUUGGGGACAAAGUCACAGGCACUGCUGAAACUCCCAGGAUUUCACGUCUUUUGUGAUUGAACGGGUGCUGAAUUUCAGCCAGAGGUUAUUGCAGACAAAGACGUGAUGUGUUUUCUCAUCCAGGUGCGCGAAGCCCGCGCGAAGCCCAAGGCCGCAGAACCUGCUCCUCUCCAUCUGCUCCGUUGUGGGACAUGCGGCUCUGCUCUGCCCGUGGCUCAGACACCAUUUGCUUUUGACUCAAGAUGAUUUGAUGUUUUGUUAUAAAACUCAUUAACCAUGAUGGCAACACAGACAUUAAGCAUAGACAGCUAUCAAGAUGGGCAACAAAUGCAAGUAGUAACAGAGUUAAAAACGGAGCAAGAUCCCAACUGCUCUGAACCUGAUGUGGAAGGAGUGAGCCCUCCACCCGUGGGGUCCCAGACGCCAAUGGAGGCAGACAAGCAGGCCAUUUAUAGGCAUCCACUAUUUCCAUUAUUAGCUUUGUUGUUUGAAAAAUGUGAACAAUCUACACAGGGCUCAGAAGGCACAACUUCUGCCAGUUUUGACGUAGAUAUUGAAAAUUUUGUAAGGAAGCAAGAGAAGGAAGGAAAACCUUUCUUCUGUGAAGAUCCGGAAACUGACAAUUUAAUGGUCAAAGCGAUCCAGGUUUUGCGUAUUCAUCUUCUUGAGCUGGAAAAGGUUAAUGAACUGUGCAAAGAUUUCUGCAGUCGCUACAUUGCUUGUCUAAAAACGAAAAUGAACAGUGAGACUCUCCUGAGCGGAGAACCUGGAAGCCCGUACUCCCCUGUCCAGUCCCAGCAGAUUCAGAGUGCCAUCUCAGGCACGCUCAGCCCCCAGGGGAUCGUGGUUCCAGCAUCUGCCCUGCAGCAGGGGAACGUAACCAUGGCAACAGUAGCAGGUGGCACAGUGUAUCAACCUGUCACAGUUGUCACUCCUCAAGGCCAGGUAGUGACACAAGCGCUGUCGCCUGGCACGAUCAGGAUCCAGAACUCCCAGCUUCAGUUACAGUUAAACCAAGAUCUAAGCAUCUUGCAUCAAGAUGAUGGCUCAUCUAAGAAUAAAAGGGGUGUUUUGCCGAAGCACGCUACCAACGUGAUGAGAUCUUGGCUCUUCCAGCACAUAGGGCAUCCCUACCCGACAGAAGAUGAGAAAAAACAGAUUGCUGCUCAGACAAAUUUGACACUGCUCCAAGUUAACAACUGGUUCAUCAACGCCAGGAGACGGAUUCUUCAGCCUAUGUUGGAUUCUAGCUGUUCCGAGACUCCGAAGACGAAGAAGAAAACUGCUCAGAACAGACCAGUCCAGAGGUUUUGGCCUGACUCCAUCGCCUCGGGAGCCGCGCAGCCACCGCCCAGCGAGCUGGCCAUGUCGGAAGGAGCCGUCGUGACGAUCACCACGCCCGUGAGCAUGAACGUGGACAGCCUCCAGUCUCUGUCCUCGGAUGGUGCCACCCUGGCAGUGCAGCAGGUCAUGAUGGCGGAACAGAGCGAGGACGAGUCCGUGGACAGCACGGGGGACAGUGCGGCCACGCUCGCCCCCACCCACCUCAGCAGGCUGGUCCUGGAGAACAGCGACUCCCUGCAGUAGGGGGCCGGCGCGGCCCAGAACCACGGGUGGGCUGGCCUGACUUUUUAUAGUUUGCACAGCAAACAUUUUACACAGUUUUAUUUCUAAUAUGUUUUAUAUGUAGAUAGAGAAGAGUGCACUUUUGUAUUUCAUAGUAAGCUUUGAGAGCAUCUUUGCUGGUGCAGCGACUUCUUUCAAGUGUGUGUGUGCGUGUGUGUGCGCGCGUGCGUGCGUGUGUGGGUUUUUAAGGAAAUUCUUUAAAGGUUUAACGCUAAAAACGUGAUGAAUGACAAACACCCCCAUGAGCCCCUACUUAGACUAAGGAAUAGUGCUGCCAUUUUCUGAAAAAUUAUGCAGUUUUAAUUUAGUUCUGUGGUUGAAGCAGGUCUCGGUGGGCUGAUUUAUUUGUGUGGCCCAUGGAUUUGAAAGAAGCUUCUGCAUCUUAAAGCUGCCAGUGCGAGGCGGACACCGCACAACAACAAAAGUGGGCGUGACUCCAUGGUGGUCGCGCGGCGGUCUGAAUACGCUUAGGUUCUCGCACAUUCGGUGAGCCUGUUUCAUUUGCUAUAGAUAAAAAGAAAUUCCUAUUUUUACCUUGCUGGAAUUAUUGGAUAAAAAGCUAUUUUUAUAAAUUCGUUAUGAAUUGGAUUAUGACUAUAUUGAGGAUAAAAUUUCUAGAGAAGAAACAAUACGUGGUUACUCUUUCAAUUUGGAAUGUUCUGAACUGACCAAAUUUCAUGAACCUCCCCAAAGUUAGCUAGCAUUCCAUGGUUCUCUGUCAUCCCAGGGUAGUGGUUUAUAUUUACUACUAUGAAAGACACACCUGUUGAAUGAAAUUUUGAUACCUGCAAAUUUUAGUUUAUAUGUAAAUGCUUACACUUGAUCUGAACAUAGAUCUAAAGGUAUUGCUAAAUAGGACUAGGUGAGUCAGGUGAAGUGGUGGCCAGUAAUCGAUUAACAGCUCUUACCACCCGUAUUUCUGAUUUAAAUCUGACUACAGUUAAAUGGUUACCCUGCCACUUAGCUGUGUGUUGUUUUAGGAUGUUUUAGUCGCCAUAUGUUAUGCAUAGAAUGUUUAUUAUAAACUAAUAUAAAAUGUCCUCUACCCCACUGGCUCAGAGUGAGGGCCAAUAACCCACGCUCAGCUCCGUUCAGCCCUGUUACGUAAUUGACAUCUCCCCAGAGUGACACGGUGCCCCAGACAGGGGUGACGGCACGACGGCAGACUCGCCUGCCUUUGGUCCUGGUGUCUGUAUUUUCUCCUUGUCCGUUGUUGCUUUGGAAUUUUGGAAUUUCCAGAGCUCCCCCCCCCCCCCGACUUGAUCACAGGAGAUUUGGAAUGAUUUUAGGACUUCCAUUUCCUGGCCACAAGACGAACCGAAAGAGUAGACUGGGUUUUAUUGACUUCGUUUUCAUGUAUUUGCAAGGGGGGCUCUUUCUCAGAGCGAAACAAGCCACCUUGUCUCAUAGUAAAGUCUUUAUAUGGUCUUA